GAUUUUUGCACCAAGGCAAGCAUAGUAUAAUAAUCUAAAUGACUAUAAUCAAGUCUACAUCUAGCACAGGGUUAUUUUUUUAAAAGUCAAUAUAUCUAGAUCUAGAAUCUAUAUAACCUAUUUAAUUUAUUUAAAAAUUUAAACAUGCCUCAAAGAGGUCGUUUAAAACCUGACGAUGAACAGAGAGUGCGUGAAAAUAUAAUUAUAUUGAAAGAAAAUAUAGAUGGUCAACUUUUCUUGGAUUUAUUUUUUCAAAAAAAAAUUAUUACCCAAGAUGAAAGACUACAGAUCAAAGCAUUGCCUACUCGUUUGAACCGUGCAGAUGCUUUCUUAGAUCGACUUUUGGAUUCUGGGCCAGGUGAUGCUUAUGGUUGUUUUAUUGAAAUUUUGAGACUUAACUAUGAAGCAAUUGCAAACACUGUCCAACAAGGGAUGGUCGGAAGCUCAUACUAUUCCUGGUUUGAAAACAGUGACAAUUUCAGCAGUGUCAGAAGAGAUCAUAAACUAAAAGCAGCAGACAUAUCCCAGUUGGCAGAAUGUUUUCAAGUUAAUUGGCCAGUAAUUUUCUUAAGAUUACAAUUUUCAAGCUGUCUUAUUGAGCAAGAGUAUGUUAGAAAUCCACAAGAUAAGAGAGCUGUCAUUGUUAACUUGAUGAAAAAGAGAGAUAUAACAUUAAAAACACUUGUGGAGACUCUUCGAAAAGUUGAAGAUGAUCACUCAGCAAUCUUUGAUUGGAAGACUUUAGAAAAGUUUGUUGCAAAGUUGCCCUUAUAGACCAGUGGCUUUGCUUAAAACUACACCAGUCUUUAAUUAUCUCUACCCAUUUUUGUUUUUGAAGAAUCUGUAGACAUUGAUAUGAAAAAGGCUUUGUUUUCAAUUUUAAGCACAAUAAAAUAUAUUGUUAGUUAGUUUGAUUUGAAUUUCAUAAAUGAUCUAAUUAUUUUUUUACAUACUUCUAAUUGAUAAUGAAAAGGAGAUAUUAUAAUUCUAAAUAAAAAUUCUAAAUCAUAAUGAGUACUAACUGAAAAAUCUUUCUUUAUGAAGCAUAUUUUUAGGUUCUACAGUAAAUUAGAAUUCACAUUUACCUGAGUGUGCUUAAAUAUAGAUUGACAAUUUUAAUGCUCAAAAUAGGUACAAAAUGUAUUCUCAAAUUAAGAUGCAUAUUUUAAACACAUUUUGUACAAUAAAAAAAAGAAUGGUUUAAGUUACACACAGAAGCUAUUAUUUUAUCAUUUACCUUUGUAACUCUGAUUUCACUAAUGUAUUCAUUGUGUUUAAAUAUGUUCAUUUGAUUUAUAAAGGAAAUAUGCAGAUUGUAUGCAUAAUUUGUGUGUAAAUGAUAAUAAUGAUAAUGUAUUAAUUAAUGUAAGGUAUUUGUCAAUUCAAUCUAGGUGUGAUUUAGUGUGUAAAAUAAUGUAGAAUGACUACAAUGUUUUUUGUUUGUGUGGGUUUAGCUGAGACCAAUUGUUAUAGAAGGCCUCAACCCUGACCUGACUUCAUAACCUGUGAGCAGUUUAUACCAAUAGCUUGUUGCCAUGCCACAGGUCUAAAAAAUAACUAUGUUCUGCUGGUGUGGACAGUAUAGAAGCACUUAUUACAAUUUGACAGUUGGACAGUAUAGAAGUCUUUAUUACCAUUCAACAAUUGUGCUGAGUCAAACACUUAUCCCGCAUGGGAGGAUGAUGUAACAGAGGCUCCCCAUAAUUGCUAAAAAGAUCAACUCGGAAGCCAUUUUGCCCUCUCAGGCAUAGAGGAAAGUAGAUGGCAGCAGAUGGCCUCUGUAAGGGACACACAUUUGAACCCAUCUAAAGGAAAGCCCUUAUGGAUGACAGACGUUGAAGACAAAAACAAAAUUUAAAAAGACCACCAGCGGACAGAAGCUUUGUCUGCAAUUAGUUUUUUUUUAAUCUAUCUUUUACUUCCUUUAUGUAACUUCUUAAUUGGAUUUACCUUUUCUCUUUAUUUGUUGUAAUUUAAUGACAUUUGUAAAGCCAACUUUUUUUUAAAAUUGUGAAUUUUAGUAUUAUACAUGAAAGAGUACUUAAAAUAUAUAGACCUUCAUCUCAA
Messenger RNA from Biomphalaria glabrata, 2067 nucleotides. RefSeq lists its product as uncharacterized. Lineage: Eukaryota; Metazoa; Mollusca; Gastropoda; Planorbidae. The record is from RefSeq and is a predicted model, not a curated record. Bases 145 to 774 code for a protein of 209 amino acids. Gene Ontology annotation, biological process: regulation of apoptotic process. The transcript is spliced from 2 exons.